This is a messenger RNA of Tetrahymena thermophila SB210, 345 nucleotides long. Its product is annotated as transmembrane protein, putative. The transcript has a single exon. Lineage: Eukaryota; Ciliophora; Oligohymenophorea; Hymenostomatida; Tetrahymenidae. The record is from RefSeq and is a predicted model, not a curated record.
AUGAAACUUGCUUUGGUAAUUAUUUCCUUAAUAUCUCUGUUAAGUAUUUUCACUCUUAGUACAUUGAAAAAUAAUGUGAGCCUAAGAUCUGCUGCUGAUGAUGAUGAAUGCUUCUAAUCUACUUUAAAUUUGGACACAAACAAAUUAUGGAUAAGAAAUGUUUGUAAAAAAAAUAUGGCUUUUAAAUUCUAAUUCAAAUCUACUUAAUAUGAAAAAAAACCUGAAACCUUUGAUUUUGACACAGAUUGCCUUUUGCCAUAGCAUACUUAAUAAUUUGAAUUAGAUUUAGCAGAUAGUGAAUUCGGUGUUUAUUAAACAUCUCUUAUUUAAUAAACUAAAUGCUGA